This is a messenger RNA of Cloeon dipterum, 708 nucleotides long. RefSeq lists its product as uncharacterized. Bases 114 to 623 code for a protein of 169 amino acids. The record is from RefSeq and is a predicted model, not a curated record. Lineage: Eukaryota; Metazoa; Arthropoda; Insecta; Ephemeroptera; Baetidae. The transcript has 2 exons.
AAUAUCGUUUGAGACACACUGGAUAUUUCGCUUUGUUGCAUGUAAUAAGACCAGAUUUGAACACGAAUAAUUCUUCAGAUUAGAGUCUCGUUUAACAGCAGCAUACAUAGAGAAUGGACAUUCCUAAGACUGGAAACAGUGAUCACCAAGGAAUUCGCAGGUCUGAGCGGAUAAGGUCCCGAACGAACAGCCCUGUGGGACUGGCAGAGCUGAAAACACCCCAAAAGGCACGCAGCCCGAACAGGUCUGCCCUGCCCAUUUCCGACAACAUGAGAAAGGCUUUUUCCAAGGAAAAAGCUGCCGAUGACCCUGCUUUGGACGCAGAUGAGGGUCACGAAGAGGCGGGCGCUGGUGAUUUGCACCCUGCUCAGGAGGAACUCGAGAGAAUUCUGCAGUACUUGCAGCUGAACAGAGCUGGUGCCAAUGACGGUAGCUUGCUGGAAUUCGCACCGCUUGACCAACCUGACGCAAUGGCCAACCCUGCCGAAGGUGCUGGCCUAAAAAAACCUGUGGCAGAGGACGACAAAGUUUUGAGCCCGUUGGUGUCCACUGCCUUUGCCAUUGGCAUCCUGUUUUCAAUGAUUGUUACCCUGAUGAUGUCUCACUUCAGUUAUUCAGGCUGAGAAUAAUGGUUAAGGUUGCACAAAAUCUAAAAGCGAUUAUCUAAUUUAUGUUAGUUAGUGAAUUACAUGAUUAUUUUAUGUUUUU